Venturia canescens is the source of this 12520-nucleotide messenger RNA. RefSeq names its product alpha-catenin related (gene alpha-Catr). Gene Ontology annotation, molecular function: cadherin binding; actin filament binding. The transcript has 11 exons. Gene Ontology annotation, biological process: cell adhesion; Rho protein signal transduction. The record is from RefSeq and is a predicted model, not a curated record. NCBI's taxonomy places the organism in Eukaryota, Metazoa, Arthropoda, Insecta, Hymenoptera, Ichneumonidae. The coding region runs from base 260 to 2557 and encodes 765 amino acids.
GGUUACCUUGUCCACGUCUCCAUCAUCUUCUGUUCCAGUCGUUCAUAAGUAACGUUACGGUUAUGAGAUAUUUUCUCUGAUCGAGUUGUAAGGAAAUUCGUUAUCAUGUUUCGAGUUUUGCGUUUCCAAAUCUUUUUGCGAGUGUUUCGUUGAAAUUCCUUCGAUGUCGCGUGUAAGAAAAAAAGUAUUGAAAAUAGAGUCAGGAAAUUUGACGCGAAGGAUAAUACGCGCGUGAUAAGCUGGAAUCGGUCAACCUCGCAUGUCAUCCGGAUCGAGAUGUUUCUACCUAGAAGAUACUCGGUCCAACUGCAAGUCCUCCCGUUCAAGGAAGGACUCUCAAAUUGUCAUCCAAUCGAACAUUUCCACUUUAGUAUCUCACAGAGAGCGUCCGCUAUGUUCGGACCGAAGUCUACGAGCCGUGGCAAGGGUCGGCCAAGCGGUAAAUCUUGCGGUCGAGCGGUUCGUCACCGUUGGCGAAACAAUCGCCGACGAUAAUCCAGAAAUCAAACAAGCAAUGUACGAGGCCUGCAAAGAGGCGAGAGUUGCCGGUUCGGCAAUUGAAAAACUUUGCGAAUGUGCAAUGGAAGACAGCUUGGCUGAUCGAGGAUCGGUUGUUCGAGCAGCUCGUUGCCUCUUGGGUUCAGUAACACGAGUUCUUCUCCUCGCAGACAUUGUUGUUGUGAAGCAGCUUUUACUAGCCAAGGACAAGGUUGCUCGAAGUCUCGGACGUCUUGAGAGUGUCUCGAACUUUACGGAAUUCGUUAAAGCGUUCAGUCAAUUCGGCGCUGAGAUGGUGGAGCUGGCACACCUGACCGGUGAUCGACAAAAUGAUCUUAAGGAUGAACGACGGAGAGCUCAAAUGGCAGCUGCGCGUCAAGUCCUCGAAAGAAGUACAAUGAUGCUAUUGACAUCUAGCAAAACUUGUCUCAGGCAUCCUGAAUGCCCGUCCGCUAAGGAAAAUCGUGAUACAGUUUUUUGUCAAAUGCGACGAGCCAUGGAUUUAAUCCACUACGUUGUUAAAGAUGGUGUUUUGGACUGCAGCGAAGCACAAUCUUAUACGAAUUCUCAGAGCCCUCAGCAACAGGAUUGGGACAGUAGCACCGUUUGCUCAGCUUUGAAACACUUUGAGCGCCUGGUCGAAACAACAAGAAUGACAUUGCUGGGUCCAGGAUGCAGGGAGACGUUGACAGCUGCUCUCGAUACCGUUGUCGAGAGAACUCAAGACUUUACGGACAGUGCCUAUACGAGCCACGAGCAUCGGGAAAACAUCCUUUUGCUCUGUGACCGCGCCAAAUUGGAAUUAAACGCUCUUCUCAGAGUUGGCAAUAUGCAACAAAAUUUCGAGGGCGGCGGUGGUUCGCCGAGUUCCGAGAUGGAACAAGCCGUUUUGGCUGUACUCAGAGCAACGAGAGAUCUUCGACAACAAUUAAGCACGACGACAAUGGAACAGGCCGGUGAUCUUGGACAAGUGACGAAAGCUGGUCAAGAAUUGGUCUCAACGAUAAGAAAUUUAGCACUAACAAAUGACGUCGAUCGGUUACAAGAGAGUAGCGAUCGGUUUCACGAAUACAUUGAACAUAUUCUUGAAGUCUGUAAGCUACUGAGACACGUUGCCCUUUCGGAGUCUCUUCAAGUAUCGGCUAAAUUCACAGAGAUUAACUUGCGGAUUUAUGGACCUCAAGUAGUUACGGCAGCGCACACGUUGGCAAGACAUCCUACAAGCAAAAUAGCCAAAGAAAACCUAGAAGUAUUCGCUGACAUGUGGCAGUGGCUCAUGUCGGACGUGACGACGGUAGCUAAAGACGUUUUAGAAUUGAGUCAGAGCCGACCGGAGAAGCAGGUUUACAUGUCAUUACCACGACCAGGGAAACACGGAACGACGAGUAAGCCCCUGAAGCCAGUGAGAUUGGACAGCGAAGAACAGGCUAAGAUAGCAAAAGCCGGCCUGGAAAUGAAACUAAUAACAUCUGAAAUGGAUGCAGAAACAGAAAAAUGGCAGGAAAGUGGCUCUGCUCUGGAAGAAAACAAUGAUAUUGUUAAGAGAGCGAAAAACAUGUCGUCAAUGGCUUUCUCGAUGUAUCAGUUCACGAGAGGCGAAGGUGCACUUAAAACGACUCAAGAUUUAUUUACUCAAGCUGAAUAUUUUGCCGAGGAAGCCAACAGAUUGUACAAAGUUGUGAGACAAUUCAGUUAUCAGGUGCCAGGUGGGCCACACAAGAAAGAACUCCUGGAGAAUCUAGAUCGGGUACCGACCUACGUUCAACAGCUACAAUUCACCGUGAAAAAUCCCACCGUUGGUAAAGCUGCAACUUUCACAAAAGUUGACAAUGUCAUACAAGAGACGAAGAAUCUCAUGAACGUUAUAUCGAAAGUCGUCACAACCUGUUUCGUAUGCGCCACAAAGUACAACCUGGAUUUCCGAGGUCUGUCGGCGCGAGGGUCUGGCGGCUCGCCGUACAGGGGCGGAGAGGGUGGUGGUGCCGAUGGCGACGGUGGCGGUGCGGGUGGCGACGGCAGCAAGACGGGCUCCGCCCCCGGCAGCGAUCCGUCCGUCUGACAGUUUGGGAUGGCCCGACGGGCCAAGGGGGACGCUCGCCGUACUCGGGUCUCCUUUCUGCUUUUCUAGGGGGACAAUAUCUCCUGCCCCACCCGCUCCAGGCUGAGGUACCCAUUUUGGGGCCUGUCGCUUGACUCCCGAGAUCGCCGAAUGUCCAAAUUCCGAAGCUAAUCAACAUGCACGCGCGGAUAAACCAUUAUAGUCGUCAAGUUUCAAUGGGGCACAAUGCGUUCUUCCAUUGCAACCGUCGCGUUGAGGCGUUACUCAGCGACACGACUUGUUGAGAUGCGGAUACUACCGCGCGUUGACCAUUUGUCAAUUUGGACCGAAACAUCGGCGAACUCGUGAUUUUCGCUUGGCAAAUAUUUAACACCUGGCGUGGGGCUCCUAGAAAUAGCAUGGCUCGCCGUGGUCAUCCGGUAUUUAAAAUCCAGUACACAUUAUUAUAUACGCGUCCUCCAACACACUUCCAGAUACACUUAUCGAGUUGUGGAUUUUGCUAUUCAUUCAAACUUACGGCAAUUUUUUCAACGCGCGGUAUCUCAACGCACCGCGGUGUAGUAUCUUUAAAUCCGAGACUUGAUUCAUUAUUUUUCCUAUUUUUCCAUCGACGUUUCAGCUGUGUCUGCGUUCACUUGAAAAUAUGAAUUUUUUCAUUUUUCUAAAUUUCCAUACGCAGGCACCAUUGAUGCAGUGGUGAUCGGACGAAAUAGCUCAAACGUUAUUGGAAAACCCUUUUACGAACCGAUUACCAUUUUACAAUGUCACCCUGCUUUUUAAUCUGCUGUACUAUGUUUGUUCGUUCGUUGGAAAGAUAAAGUUGUUGAGCUCCAUGGCAAAUCCAUUUCUUAAAAUCAACACAACACAGCGACGCAUACACACGUGUGUUACUCUGAGACAUGGAAUCAUCGAUAUGUCAUCAUUACUAAACACAUUUCUUAAAUUUUAUAAUUAUACACAAAAUUCAAUCGAAAUAAGGUUUUUUUUGUUCUUAAUCGAUAAGCACUCGGAGUGAGUUUACGCAAAAAAGUUUUCAUCAUCAAAUUAAUAUCGAAAAUCGAAUUCGAUGAAAAUCUUAACUGCACAUUAUUCGAUUGUUUUCCGUACAAUAUAAAAAAGAUGACUAAGUAUCGAGUAUGCGGGUGCUUUGGUAAUUUAUUGUGCGGCAGUUAACUGCUUAUCUGCGAUAUAUUUAAUUGGCUAUUUUGUUUAAACGAAUGUCAGAUAUGCGCCGCUCUCGUAGAAAAAACAUCCGGUCGUCGUAGUCGCUUUUUCAGGCAUGCCAUCGUCGUCUUCAUCGUGUGUGAUCGUCCGUCGCGUCUGCCUCGUCGUAUCUUCGCCGUUUAUUGUCAAUCAUUAUAAACUAAAAAUGAACAUAAUCCAGCGACUCACGGUGUUAAAAUGGUGUGUCGACUGCUGAUUCGAUCGCAGCGGCUGGGCGCUGAGUUUCAUUUUUCACAGUAUCUGUUUUUAUCAUUGAUUUUGAUUUUUUUUUGUUUUUCGGAUAUUUUACCCGUUUAAACCGGCCGCCGAUCGGUGCAAUCAAGUAUACGAUAUAAUUUAUUAUUAUAUAUAAUAUGAUUCGUUAUGAAUUAUUACAAUCGGUGUUUCAAUCAACGCUCAAAUGUUUCGUUUACCAUAAUAGUUGAAAAAACUCCGAUCAUAGAGGGUUUUUGAAUGUUAUUUACAAAACCGCACUCACCGCCCAGACGCAUGCGAAAGACGAAAUCAAAUCGUAACCAAUAGUUGCUCAAAUAUAUGUUGCUGAUGUUGUUGCUGUUGUUGUUGUUGUAAUUAUUAUUAUUAUUAUUAUUAUUAUUAUUAUUAUUAUUAUUAUCAUCAUUAUUAUUAUUAUUGUUUGGUAAUUAAAAACAAUAUAUGAUAUGUCGAGGCAAAUUACGAAGUUGUAUCCGGCCGAAUGAAGAGAAGAAAGGCGAAAAAUGGAACGUCAUUUGAUUGUUCAAAUUUUUGUGAUUCGACAUUUUUGAUGCUCCGGAUAAAAAAUCGUAAUUAGCAUCUACACAGUCAUGUCGCUCGCAUUUGGAAAAAUCCAUAUGAAAAAUAAGCUCAGCGAUUGAUAGGUUGGUCGUCCCUCUCCAGUCAAGAUUUUUUUGUGCUAGAUUGCUUUAGACGAUCGGCAUGCAGCGUGAAUAAAAUAGUUCAAUGAUGGACUGAUUCAGUCAGCCAGCCGGCUCAUCGCUCCGUAUAGAAUCGAUGCUGUAAUUGCUUAGCUUUAGUAGAAACUAACGUGGUCGAGUGCAUUAUACACACCGAAUACAAAUUCAUUGAUUUCGAUUGUACAAAUCGUCUGUGAUCGUAUUAGAGCGGUCAUUUUGAUAAUCAUUGUGAUUAUAAAGAUUUCCAUGUUGGAACCGAACCCCCCCCCCCCCCUCGCAACGGUAAGAUAAUGAUUGAAGAACGAGUUGGACUCACGAAUAAUGAUGCUCUUUACCAAAAAAUUUAUUUUUCAUGGAACUCUGCAUGAUUCAUAUUCUGCAAUUGUUCGUGAAUCAAUCUCGACCACGCUGGUAAUUUAUAGCACGCGCUGCUAUGCGUUCAAAUUGCACAUUCGAAAAUAAAAAAAUACCACGCUAAUGUUUAUCUCCAUGAAAUCCAUCAGGUUUCGAAAACAACAAAAUUCUAUCAAUUUCAUCAAAAAAUAUGACAUGCACGGUUAUCACAGAAUGUACGAACAAUGAAAAAGUGAAAGAAGCACCAGAAAAUGUACUAAAUUAAAUAAUUGGAAGAAUCACACCUGAUUAUUAUGAGCGGCACGAUCGAGUCAAAUGACAAAUGAGAAAAAAAAUGAGGAACCUGUAUGAAUAAAGUAAUGGGGCAGGAGAUGAACCUGAGAGGGAGACCUGAGGGCGGCAGGAGGGCGGUCAGGGACGUACUUUGUGGCAAAAAAAAGGCGAGCAAACGAAACAAAAAUUUUCUUUUACCUGAAUAGUAUCGAGAAUAUUCAACGCUGCAACGCAAACGAACUGAGAAGAGCUUCAGUUAGCUAAGAAGAACAAAAAGGGGGGCGUCUUAAAGUUCCUCUCCGAUGAGACGAAAUAUGCGACGACGUUGAUAAAAGUAUAACUCAUAAAAAUGCUCAUGGCAAUUAUCACAAAAAAAAAAGAAAAAAAAAACAAUUAAUAUUACAUAUAGAUCCAAACGAAAUUAUGAAUUAAUACGUAAACUCGUUUUGUUUAUACUACGCGAUAAUUACAUAUAUAAAUAUAACGAAAUGUAUGACUCGAGCGAAAUGAGCUAAGCCUUGGGGCAAUUUAGUAUUAUAUCAAUUCAUCUAUUCAGACAAAUAACAAUAGUACCGUUGUAAAUAGACCGUUGACUAUAAGAUUAUUGGAGAGAAAAUGGAAGAAAUGUGUGACUAUAUAAACGUCGACCAUUCGUGCAUUUUUUGUGGUAUAACUAGAUAUUUAAAUUGGAACAUGUUGCGGAUUCAUGGUACGCGUUUGUACGUGAAAUUAUAUACAUACGCACACUCGCACACGCACACGCAUAUAUGUUACAUUAUAUAUAAAAACGUUCAUAUGUUAUCAGUUGAAUGCCACUUCUUUUAGAUUAGCUCCCUCUUGGCUACACUAAUUUGCUGCCCUGAAUUUAAGUUUCGUCGGUAACAUACGCUUCUAUAUAUACGUUUGCGUGUGCGUGCGCGUGCGUCGAUGCGAGUGGUUAAUACGUAAAAAAAAAUGUAUAAUAUAUAUGACGACCGAAUUCUGUGCAGCGCGAAGACUUUACAAGAAUUCCAAUGCUUAGCGAAUGGUUCGAAAUUUCAAGUUCAAGUGUCAGAGGACUCGCUGCUUCCUCGCAAAAACUAUUUUAUUAUCUAUUGGUUAAUAAUGAUUCGGGGGAGGGAGAAUAACGAUUAAAUAUCGAAAAAUAAAAAAAAAACAUGCUGGUAAGUUCCUAGAUAUAUAUGUUACUAAUGUUCAGUAAACGUGAAAUAAUCAUUCAAACAGAGCAAAGCUAAACAGGAUUCAAAGAAACUGACUCGCGAACCAUGACUAAUGUUUGACAAAGUUUUUCAUAAUUCAUCCGGUUAAAAUCUACAUCGAUAGCAUCGACCGACUCAUUCAUUGAGGUAUCUCUCAUUACCGGAUGAUUUACGUGCUUCUAAGCGAAAUGUUAUAACAAAUUAAAUCCAAUUAUAACGUUUGUACAAAGCUCUGUAUGAUACAUGAAUCGUCACGAUAAUUAAUAAUAGGCUUUAAAUACAAUUUCGUAUAAAUUUUUGAAGAACCAGAAAAGAGAAAGAUCAAGCUCUUCGUUCGAAUAGUCGCACAAAUGUAGAUUUUUUGAUAGUCGGUUUAUUUUUUAACAGAGAUACGAGAGAAACAACAAAACAUGCGCAAUCGGUACAGCAAAUAACAGACCCAAACAAAAAACGUUCUCUAUUUGUUCAUUUUUUUGUUAUGUCAGAUUGAAGCGUAAAUCUUGUAUGAUUAUUAUUAGCGUAUGAUGGAAAUUAAAUGUAUAAUUGGUCAGGCAUGACGGGGAUUUUAACGACUGUUUUUAGUUAUACUGUUCCGUGCCUGUGGUUAUAAUUAUAUAAUUAUCUAUCUAUCUAUCCAUCUAUCUAUCUAUCUAUUAUUGACUAUAUAAUUAUAUAUUGAGAUGUCGCGCCCUAUUGAAAAAACGAAUGAAUAUAUCGGCUCAUACAAUUUUUAUGACAUCCAGAAUUAAUAAAUUACAGACACGAAUUACCGAAUUGUAGCAUGAAUAACUCGAGAAGAGGAGAAGAAAAAAAAGAAACCACAAAAAUCGAAAAUGAGACAAAUCCACGACGGAAACAAUGAUACACGAAUAGCGUUUACAAAUUUUCCCACGUUAUGGUAGAAGCGCAGAUCGUAUGAGAUUUGAAAAGUAAAACAAGUUAUCCAUAAAACAUUCAAUCAUACUCGAUAAUCAAGAGUGAAUAUUUUUUCCUCGAAAUAAUUUGCUUUUUCAUAUCGGAUUUAUAUCGUGAAACGGAGAAGAUUGUGACAAUCUGUCUUCGAGCUGCACGAGACUAUAGUGAAUCUUUGACUGGACAGAAAGAAUAAAUAGGAACAAAAACUGUAAUACGAAAUAAAACGUACAAUAUAUACAAACUGUACACGAAUAAUGAAAGUAAAACAAAAGAGAUAUUAGUUAGUUGGAAGACAAAGAAGAAAACGAAAAGAGGACAGUGUAGGCGCACCUGCGGACAAUGUACACUCUAUUGAUUAACGUGGCACGAUUUAGCGUGCCUAUGCAGUUUCAGGGUAAAUUUUUAUUGUUAAUUACAAUGACUAGUCAACGACAGAGUGAGGAAUAAAAAGUACGGACAGAAGUAUAGAGCAAACUAAAAAAAUAGAAAAAAAUCAUUGUAAAAACCCCAACAAACAUAUGACGAAUUUGUAGAAUGAUUUCGUUUUAUAGAUCUUGCGCUUCAACCAUAGUAAAUUAUAUAAGAUAUGAAAAUUCGCAAGCUAAAAUCGGUACGACGAUCUGUAGUAUUUCAACUAUGCUUCCAUUCGACUCGACUGCAAAAGAAUCGGCUUACGAUAAUCGUUAAUAUUGGUCGAAUAAUAAUGUCACUUGUUAUUACGAUAUUAUUACUAGCAUUAUGUUCUUUACCGUUGAUUCUCUUAUUGUUGUUACUAUGAUUGUAUUAUUUUAAUUAUCAUUAUAAUUUACGGUUCGGAGCAAAACGAGCCAAUUCGAAUUACAAAGAACAGUUGCAGAGCAUAAUUGACCCGAAGAAAAUUGACAUCAUCAAGGUUACAUUAAUCAAAAGAGAUGGAAAAGAAAGUUGUUCCGAAAUCGCAAUUAUAAUACAUUUUACAUGUGCACUCUGCUCUAAACACUUUUCCAACGCUAUACCUUCUACGAUUAAAUUAAUAUCUCAAUAUCUCAAAUAUAUUGAUGAUUCUCUAUUUAUGGCAUACCUCAAGUCGGCAGCAUAAUUCGAUAGGAAACUUGUUGACUUGAAUUAUAAAAUAGGAAUAUUGAAGUAAAGAGAGAAAAAGAUGAGAUACGACGAGGUAUGGAAAUGGCACAAAUGUUUCAUGACAAACAUUAAGCGAAUUUUUAAUGAUAAAUCAUGAUAUUUUUGCAAUUGCAAGUAUUAGACCCUGUUCUAGUAUAGCCAAAAUAAGACUUUGUCAUGGUUUAAACCGAAACUCUGCUUCCGUUUAACAUUACUCGUGCCUCGUUCCAUACGGACUCUUCCAAUUUUUCGAGAAACAUUCACGUUUAGAUGACUUUUCAAUGAGUAAAAAAAAGAACCCCUCGAUAUAUACAUACGAUUUGUAAAUAUAUUGAAUAUUCAUGUAUAAUAAGACACACAGACACGCGUGUGCGUGUGUGCUGCGAAGGUUUGUUUUCCUAUUUAUUUCCGUCGAAUACGACAGUGUACUUGCCAAGAGUCAAAUAUACUUGAAAAAUCUCCUUAAAAGUCGUUAAGUUUGACAAUGUUUUUUUUUUUUUUUACUUGACACAAUUCUCGUCAAAUCAAUUGGAAGUUUUUUUUAUUGUUUUCUUGAAAGGAUGUGCAUUGAAUAGUUAAAAAAACGGUGGAAGCAAAGUAAAUUAAAAAAUGCAUAUCUUGAGGUUCAAUAUUGAUUCGUAUUAACCGCACUCGAAUGGGACACUAUCAGUAUAUAAAGGAUUAAUUUAAGGUAAUGAAAUGUUUUCUCCCGAGAAAUUCAGAAAAAGCUCCUUGUAAAAUUCUUAAUCUUGUAAUUAAUGCGUUUGCAUCCAAGAGGGUACUUGCACGCAACACUUGGAAUCACUUUUCUAUACAAAUAAAAUAUUAUAUUUUUGAUGAAUUCCAUUCGGAAGAGAAUAAUUUUUUGUUUCAAAUAUACAUACGAUGUCUUUACGUAAAUAAUGUUCAAUUGAUGACUAAUUAUUAUUUUUCAAAAACUUCAUUGGAAAAGUCUAAAACGGUUCAAGUAUCAUUGAGAAAUCAUAAAAUUUCAUUGAACAAAACCAAGUCAUUUUUAUUUGAAUUUUAUGCAAGUACCUUCUUAAUUGAACUCAAACAAAACGAUGAUAUUGAGAUAACAUAAUCUUGCAUACAUGUAUUUCAACCCCACACAGACUAGACGUGAUAGGUGAUAGGGCAUUAGUUUUGCAAAUAAAAUGGGAUAAAGUGCAUGAAAAGAAUAUGAAUUUUAUAAUCGAUUGGGGAAUAAAAAAACUCGACCACUUGGUGACAUAUGCAAUAAAGAGCUAACUUUUUAUGCCAUAUUUGGUCAAUCCCAACUAUGAUUUUCGAUAUCUUUACGCAACUGAUAUAUAAAUCUAUGGUGGAUUCAUAUACGAAUAUAUAUAAAACUCGUAUACUGACGUCGAUUGACAUUAAAUCUUGGAAAAGGUCGGCUAAGUGAUAUUGGAAAAGAUGUAGAUUUUCAUUUUUUUUCAAAUUUACUAUCAACUCGUUAAAAUCUUAUAGAGACAAGGAAGAUACUCGAAUCUUUUUAUCAAGGAUCAGUAAAUUUACAGCAUACACAUAUACCUAUAUAUUAUGUAUUUACGAAUUGAAAAACAAAUUGAAUCUUGCCUAUACUCGAUUCUUCAGAUUCUGGAUUUCAGGAAUACGCAAAGAAACUCACAAAACACGGAUCUCAUGCGGUGCCGCAUUGAUCUGGCAAAUAGCCGAUAAUAUGUUUUGAAUGAAUGUUCAAAAAAAGUUGAAUAAGGAGAGGAAAUCCCUUGAAUUGGCUGUUGAAAAACAUUUCUAAAUCAAGAGAUGCGGUAGCGUCUCGACGCCAUUAUUUUAUUUAUUACUUUUUGGAAUCAUUUUCAUUCUUGCCAAUUCCAAAUCCGUACUCUCGAAAAAAAAAAAAAAAUAUUGAAAAAAGUUACAAAUUUCAAAAUUUAUGAACUCUUUAUACCCAUAUCAUCAACGAUGAGAUAUAAUGGCAUUGUCGUUAAAAAGAGAAUUAUCUUAAUAUGGACAAUAUGUAGAAGUAUACAAAAUACAUAAGUUUGUUUUACAGAGAGGUGGGUGAAACCUGGCACAACGUUUUAUUCGCUCCGUGCGCGUACACAUACUUAUUUGAAAGUGAGCGUGUUUCGUGUAUACGUAUAGCUCUGUAUGACUCCAAAAACGCCGGAGCCCCCUUUAUGGUGGCGCUGGCAGUAUGCAUGAAUACACUAAUACUAUUAGUGCAGUAGUAUUAGAUUUUUGGCUCCGCCCACGCGCUCGGAACGAAUAGAAUUUUCGUGUUCUCCCGAUUCCUUGGUCUUUUUAAUUCUUUGAAAUCCGAAAAUAAAUCAUUUUCAUCCAAAAUUUCCAUAGUACUCCUUGCCGGAGGGAAAAACUUCUCGGAAACAAUAAAAUAUUAUGCUAAUUCAGUUGAAUCAAUGAAAAAAACCAAUGAUUUUAUUUUCUCUUCUUUAUAGCAUGAAUAUCGGAGGAAAAUAGAGUAUUUUUUUUUUUUAACAAAGUGAAAAAGGUAAUUGUUCCGUGAGAUAAGCGAGGCCUACAUUUCUUAAUAAUUUUGAAACAUGCCGGAUAAACCAGAACGAUAGACAGAUACGUUGUUGAUAAAUGGAAAAAUUUGUCUCAGUCCAUCUUCGAAGGAAGGCUAUUGAAAUGCCCCUUUAUUUUUAUUUUUAUUUUUUUUCAUACCAAGACAGUAGAAAAUCCAUCGAGAGGAAAGUAGUAAUUGGAAAUGCAUUUAAAAUUGAGGAGUUUUAUUAUAUUUAAUCCUAGUAUAAUAUUGAUGGAAUAGGAGAAUGGUUGAUUCAAGAGUUUAUCUAAUGCUUGAUCGAAGGUUUCUGUUGAAGAAAAUAAAUGGAUAUAAUUUGAAAAUUAAAAUCCUUAAAUCAUUCGUCUCAAUGCCUGUUCGCACGGUAUUAAUUUGAGAUUUUCAUGAAAUUAUCACAAGAUAUUAGACAGUCAAAAAAAUUGUGAGAAACAAUUCACCAAUUUUCUCGAAACAUUCCUAUGACUCGAAUCCCCUUUCAUAGCGAUAAAAAAUCAAAGUAUUUUUUAUUGUUUCCACAACUCGGAGUCAAAAUUAUUUAGUGUCAAUCGAAGAUGUGAGAAUUCACAGUAGCAUGAAAAAUUUGUAAUAAAGAAAUGGAUACAUGUUCACAGGAAAACUAACCAACAAGUGUAUUUCACCGUGGAAUAGAAGAAAAAACCUAUUUAUAUUUGUCACGAUUUCAUGGUGAAAUUAUUCCGUAAGCGUUGAAAAUGAGCAGACAUUGAUAGAAAAAUCGCGCCAUAAUCGUACACUAUAAUGUGGAAAGUGUCGGUGGUUAAUAAAAUUACUGAUUUUCUAGUAACGACUGAUAUACCGCGAAUGGGAGGAGGAGGGUUUUUUCAAUGAAUUUUGUUGGGCAUACAGAAAAUAAACACGAAAAUUUUCCAAUGAAUAAUUUCAAGUAGCGUCAUACAGAAAAAAAAAAUAAGCGGAAAAUGAAGGAAAGAGUAAUGAGCAACAGUCUUCCGCGCGAUGAAUCAUAGAACUCACGUGAUAGCAACUCGUAGAGCUGAAAAUAUCUUCAAGAUUGUGAAGAAAUGUAUUUGGAGUUAAACAUUGAGAGCCGCGAAAAUGUAUAUGGAAAAAAUGCGGGUAAACGGAAAAGAUUAUUGAACAAAAAACAAAAUGUAAGAAAAAAUAAAAACAUUUAUGUAUGGAAGGGUUUUUCAAUAUCGAUAUUAACAUGAAUAAUUGUUGAUGAGUGCACCGAGGAGAAAACUCGAGAAAUGUAUGCGUGUAAUAAUUUAUAUCUUAGAUAUGUCAAGCGUUAUUAUCUUUACGCGACGUAUCCGAUAAGCAAGAAUAAAAGAAUCAAUCGAAAACGUUGUUUGAUAUAUUAUAAAUUAAGUGAGCAUCAACAAAAAUUGAAUUAGACAGGUUUCGUACCUAAUUCCUAUUAUUGAACAACGCAAUUAAGUUAUUAUUUAUGUAAUGAAUAUCAUGUACUGAGGUUGAAAAAGCGAUGGAAAUAAAUUAAUAUUAUCCUACAUUA